Messenger RNA from Hemiscyllium ocellatum (epaulette shark), 2494 nucleotides. RefSeq names its product SANT and BTB domain regulator of CSR (gene sanbr). Lineage: Eukaryota; Metazoa; Chordata; Chondrichthyes; Orectolobiformes; Hemiscylliidae. The coding region runs from base 391 to 2355 and encodes 654 amino acids. The transcript has 21 exons. The record is from RefSeq and is a predicted model, not a curated record.
UGGGCGUUAGAGUCAGGCGGAUGGACGGACCGACCAGAAAGAUGGGGCGCUUUCUAUUUAAGAGAAUCUUAAAAACAUCAAUGCGAUUUUAGAGGAGUGCAGUGUGGUGAGUGUGCGUAGCCGACAUAUCUAUUGCGGUACAAACUGAGGGAGAUCUAGUGAAUAGUUUUCCCUGCAGCCGCUACUGGAAGUCUCUGUUGUCGAGGUGAAGGACAGUCUGUCUCCUCGAGCAAAUACUGCUGGACCGAGUGGAUAGUGAAUUCGGAUAUUCAACUCGCAUUCUACAAUAUCACUCGUCCACCCGAAGCAACGGACCCCCUUACAGGAGGCCAGCAGUUCAACAGACAGAACCAUGGAAACUUCAGCAAGUGUGCCAAGAGAUUUGAAGAAAUGAGAAACAAUGGAACCAUGCCCCAUAUUUGUGAUGAAAACAAGUGUGAAGGCAGUCCCUCUAAAUCGCUAGCAACAUAUAUUAAAUCAACGCUACUGGACCAUGAAGAUGAUGAAAAAUCUAGAUUAUCUGUGGUGCAGAAUUGCAUUUCCACACCAGGACGGACUGCAGUAUCUUCAGGAAGAAAUUGCACUCUAAAAGAAAAUGGUGCAACUGAUAAAGAUGAAGACAAACUGGAUGAAAGCCAAGGGCCCAACAUGGUAAUCCAUGUUUGUGAUGAAUCCAAAAACCUGAAGCGUGAUUUUGUUUGUCCUCGGAAUCUACUAGUCAGUGAGAUGAAGUACUUUGCUGAGUAUCUAUCUGUUGAUGCACAACGCUGGCAGGAAGUAGACAUAUCGGUGCACUGUGAUGUCCAUAUCUUUGCCUGGUUGAUGAGCUAUGUGAAGAGGAAACUAAAACAUCAAGGACAAACUGAACAACCAGAAUUAGAGCCCAGUAAUGUUAUUUCAAUCCUCAUUUCAUCUGAAUUUUUGAAAAUGGAUUCGUUGGUUGAAGAAUGCAUGCAAUACUGUCAUAAAAAUAUGAGUGCCAUUGUAGCUACUCCUUGCAAUAUGAACUGUAUCAAUGGGACCCUGGCCUCGCGUAUUGUUGAUCUUUUCUCCCAUAAUGAAGCUGAUGAAGUAAAAGACAGAAAAGAUAAAUUUAAAAGUAAAAUAUUUUGCAAGAAGAUUGAGAGGUUGUUUGAUCCAGACUACAAGGAUCGAGACUCUCCAGCGGGUGCUGAAACGCUAUAUAGAUGUAGCAUAUGUAAGAAACUUCUUACCAAGGAAACUGAGAAAAUGAUUCCCUGUACUCCUGUAAAAAUAAAUAUUGAUCUUCGAGGAAAUAUAAUAUACUUGCACAUUAGAGAUAAAAGCUGGGAUGUGCAUGACUAUCUUAACAGUCUUUAUGAAGAGCUGAAGUCUUGGCAAGACGUAUACUGGCGUUUGUGGGGAACUAUAAAUUGGUUGCCUUGCACAAGAUGCAAAAAAGUUUUCCAAUGCACUGAACUCUCCCACUGCCAGUAUCACCCAGAACAAGUGAUGUAUCCUUCGAUAAACAAUCAGUUGACCACUCCAGGAAUUGGAUACUAUCCUUGCUGUAAGCAGAAAGUCCUACGAUUUGAUCCUCUUCAAACAAAUACUGGUUGUAAAGUACAGGAUCAUGUUGUCAAGUUACCCAGUCAGCUUCAAAAUGGUAAACUUACUUCAGGAUCAGUCAGCCAAGUGUACUAUGAUGUCCUCCAGCACAAACACGUUGUCUGUGUGCCAUUCAAUAAAACAGAGGAGAGCAAUGCAAACACGCAUCUUUCUGGCGAGCAGGACCUUGAUUUUGAUAUCUUAGCAGAGCCUAAUUCAUCAAAAGGACAGAAAGUUGGUGAUGUCACAACUUUUUCACUUUUGAAAAACUGGAGCUUGCAGCUGAAACAACAAAUAAUGUAUUCUGAAGAUGAAGAAUAUACCACAGGUUCAGAGGUAACUGAGGAUGAAGUGGGAGAUGAAGAAGAACUGACAAAGAAAAGAGGUACAAAAAAGAUUAAGAAAAUUGCCAACCAGACAAAGAAGUCAGCAGCAUCUCCUACUGCACAGAAAAAAGAGAAAGGAUCUCUCCGAGAUCUAUCUCCUUUCACUGUAUGUUUUCAGAAAAGCAAGUGGGACAGUAGUCGCUCAAUGCGAUUUAACCAGGACGCUCAAAGAGAGGAAGAUCAAAGAAGAAUGGUUGAAAUAAUUGGACAUCUGACAAAAUUAAGGUUUGGAGAAAAAAUUGAUCGCACCAAGGGAAAAGAAGCAAAAGAGUUUGCUGGUGGCAUUUACUGCAGGUUGGAGUCCCAGCUUAAAGCCUGUCCACCAACAUCAUCUCGUCAGAAUAAUUCAUCACAAAAUGCGAGGUCCAAAGCUCGCUUUUCACAGAUGCGUCCAACAUAGUGGAUUCCAAGAACUAACAAGGAUGAUUCUUUGAUUUUUUGAGAUGAUUAAUUGAUAAAUACUGAACUGCACCAUAAUUUAAAUCUGCAUGUUUACUUGCAUAAUUAAAUAUCUAUACAUGUACAAUCAGCUGAUGGUU